UAGAUUAUUAUGCAGAAUGGCAACUAAGUUAUAAUACACUGCAUAUAAAUAUGAACAUGGUCACAAAUCUCUCUGAAUCUGUAAUGAAAACAAAUAAAACGCCAAAUUUUAAUCCAAAACAAUAUAAUACUAAUACAAAUGAAGUUGUCGGCCAUCGGUUCCGGAGGUUUUGGAACCGUAUAUAAAGUAAAGCACAGAAUCGAUAAACACUUAUAUGCCGUCAAAAGAGUCCUCAUUAAUGACUUUUCUGAGGAAUACUUACAACGAGUCUAUAAAGAAGUCCGGAAUUUAGGAGCCGUUCGCUCAGAAUAUUGUGUUCAGUUUUACAACUCAUGGCCUGAAGACAAACACCUCUACAUUCAGAUGGAGUUC
This is a messenger RNA of Oppiella nova, 372 nucleotides long. Lineage: Eukaryota; Metazoa; Arthropoda; Arachnida; Sarcoptiformes; Oppiidae. The record is from the annotation of a GenBank genome assembly.